Molecule: messenger RNA, 222 nt
Organism: Funneliformis caledonium
Lineage: Eukaryota; Fungi; Glomeromycota; Glomeromycetes; Glomerales; Glomeraceae
Source: the annotation of a GenBank genome assembly
AUGUCUUCUUCUGAAAUAUUUAACAAAAUUUUUAAUUUUUUACAUAAUUCACCUUCAGAUCAUAUUACUGCAUUUUCUGUUAUUUUUCAACUAAUAGAAUAUGAUACAUGGUAUCUAAAAGAAGAACUGAGAGAAAUAAUUCAUAAUGUGAUUAACAAGGUGAAAAACCUUGACCAACAAAAUUCUGAAAAGUAUUUGAAAAUUAUUGAUAUUCCUUUGAAG